Messenger RNA from Bipolaris victoriae FI3, 696 nucleotides. RefSeq lists its product as hypothetical. The coding region runs from base 1 to 696 and encodes 231 amino acids. The transcript has 3 exons. The record is from RefSeq and is a predicted model, not a curated record. Lineage: Eukaryota; Fungi; Ascomycota; Dothideomycetes; Pleosporales; Pleosporaceae.
AUGCCUUCCGUCGCCCAGAAAGCCGGGGACAUUGUUGAUCAUGUUGGCCAUCGCGUCCACCAUGCCGCCAAAAGCGUCGAGGCCCAGAUUGGGGCUACCACGAACCAACUCCUCCCACCCCGCCGCCGGGAGGAGAUGAUUGAGCAGUCACGCGACUAUGCCAAUCGAAACCCCAAGACAGCAGCCUUCCUUACCACCCAAGCCGCAUUCACCGGCAUUCCCCUCGUUCUCUUCGUCGCCUUCGCAGCCGCCACUCUCCUUGUCUCCCUGGCCACCUGCCUCUUCCUCGGACUACUUGUCUCCCUCAGCGUCACCUUCUUCGUCGUUGGCUUUUCUCUGCUCUUUGUUGUACCCACUGUAUUCAUCGCUAGCUGCUCAGCCACCUUCAUUUUCAUCUGGGGCUUAGCAGGCUUCGUCAUCCUCGGCAAAUUCAAUGAGCGUGGAGCAUCAGCCAAGCCCAGCACUCGCUUUGGUGGUGCAGUGAAGAACGGUAAUGCUACUGGCACUGGAGGAACAUAUGCAGAUGACCCAACAAGUUCUGGAGAUGGCGGGCCAGUGAAUCGAGUGCAUGGUACUGUAGAAUGGGAAAGGAAGUGGGCUGACGGAGUGAAGCCUGACUCUGUUGCGCUGGAAACAGACAACGCCUACCAAGUGCUGAAAGCGGAGACCCCUGUACCUUCAGUCUCGUUCGCAUGA